AUGACAGCAAACCAUGCUCAGAGGCAGCAAAUGUGCAACAGCAGCUACCCCAACAAGUUCCUCCUCCUGACAUUUGCAGACACACGCGAGCUGCAGCUCCUGCACUUUGGGCUCUUCCUGGGCAUCUACCUGGCUGCCCUCCUGGGCAACGGCCUCAUCCUCACAGCCAUAGCCUGCGACCACCGCCUCCGUACCCCUAUGUACUUCUUCCUCCUCAACCUUGCCCUCCUCGACCUGGGCUCCAUCUCCAUCACUGUCCCCAAAGCCAUGGCCAACUCCCUGUGGGACACCAGAGACAUUUCUUACUCAAGUUGUGCUGCUCAGGUGUUUUUCGUUUUCUUUUUCAUCACAGCAGAGUUUUAUCUUCUCAUCAUCAUGGCCUAUGACCGCUACAUUGCCAUCUGCAAACCUCUUCAUUAUGGGACAAUAAUGGACAGCAGGACUUGUGUCAAUAUGGCAGCAGCCACCUGGAGCAGCACUUUUCUCUAUGCUGUGCUGCACACUGCCAAUACCUUUUCCCUUCCCCUCUGCCAAGGCAAUGUCCUGGACCAGUUCUUCUGUGAAAUUCCCCAGAUCCUCAAGCUCUCUUGCUCAGAUGCCUACCUCAGAGAAGUUGGGCUUCUUCUGGUUAGUACUGUUUUGGCAUUUGGAUGUUUUGUUUUCCUUGUGCUGUCCUAUGUGCAGAUCUUCAGGGCUGUGCUGAGGAUCCCCUCUGAGCAGGGCCGGCACAAAGCCUUUUCCACAUGCCUCCCUCACCUGGCUGUGGUCUCCCUGUUCAUCAGCACUGGCACAUUUUCCUACCUGAAGCCCCCCUCCAUGUCCUCCUCAUCCCUGAAUCUUUUGCUGGCCGUUCUGUAUUCGGUGUUGCCUCCAACACUGAACCCCCUCAUCUACAGCAUGAGGAACCAGGAGCUGAAAGAUGGGGUGUGGAAAGUGAUGAAUGGAUGUUUGUUGGAAGGAAUCAACUGCCUGUCUUAG
Molecule: messenger RNA, 978 nt
Organism: Oxyura jamaicensis (ruddy duck)
Lineage: Eukaryota; Metazoa; Chordata; Aves; Anseriformes; Anatidae
Product: olfactory receptor 14A16-like
Exons: 1
Coding region: 1-978 (325 amino acids)
Biological process (GO): G protein-coupled receptor signaling pathway
Cellular component (GO): membrane
Molecular function (GO): olfactory receptor activity; G protein-coupled receptor activity
Source: RefSeq, a predicted model, not a curated record